Molecule: messenger RNA, 2212 nt
Organism: Marchantia polymorpha subsp. ruderalis
Lineage: Eukaryota; Viridiplantae; Streptophyta; Marchantiopsida; Marchantiales; Marchantiaceae
Source: the annotation of a GenBank genome assembly
CGAAGCUCAUCGCAUCGGAACGAGCGUCGAGGCUCGAGCUGCUCGCGCUGCAGAAAUCACGGCGCCCCGUGCGCACCUCACGUCCGGAUCGCAUUGCCGCAGCUCUUGCGAAGAGCGCUGCUGCUUCGAGACGGGACGAUGAGAUCGCUCCGACAGUCCUGAGCUCCGUAGGUGGAUGUUUGAGAGAUCGUCGGAAGAGCGAUGCAAUCAGAUAGCACGAUGAUGCAAUUGGGCGAAAUUAGCCCGAGACGACGAUGAGCAGCAGCAGCAGGAGGACGAGUGGGAGGAGGAUGCUGGCGCUGGAGCUCUGGUGCGGGCGGUUCGGUGGACGCGGUGCGGAGGCAUGUAAUUCGUCGAUAGAACGGUGGCUUGGUGAAACUCGCUGAUCCGGGGCCGAGGUGCAGGGCCGAUUCCAUCUUCCGCCGUUUCCUUCCCAGGGUGGUUAGGCCGGGGAAGUGAUCGAGAACUUACGCCGCAUGCACAUGCUGCAUCGAGCGGUUCGAGAGCUUGUGGCGAAGAGUAUUUUUGUUGGUGGCGGCUUGGAGGAGUUCAUCCUUAGGAGCGUUCGGUGCGCAGGUGAUAUUUCCGGGAGGACAGGCUAGCUGCUGGAGGGAGAUCAAAUCAAUGCGAAAUAGAGUUGGGCUUUGUUUUCGGUUCCUCGUCAAUUGCUAGCAGCAGCAGCAGCAGCCGCGGCUAUGGCUGGUAGUAAUCAGAAUUCUGUUCCCUCCUCUCUUCCUCCGUCUGUGGACUCCCCUGAGAGGACUUCUUCCCUGCACUCGCAGUCCUCUCUGAAUGCCGCAGGACCAAGUGCGCUCGAGACAGAGAUGUCGGAGCAGCAGAAUUCUGGCAAGCGACAAGUGGAAUCAGACGUUGACGUCGAGGCCGUGGAAAAUCGUCAAGAGGACGCGAAUCAUUCCUCUAACGUGAGAGAGAGAGAGGAGGAGAGUCAGUACGGGGAUGACGAGAAAGGAGUGAGUGGCGCUGAGACUGACUCUGUAGAUUAUGGCGAGGUGGAAUCGGAAAUAAUGCGCGAAGGGGGCGGCCGCGAUGGAUCUGUGUCCCCUUCAUACAGUUCUUUGAGAGUAGAGCCUGACCUGGAAGACUCGCAAUCGCAUCUCCGUUUGGAAGAGAUUUUUGAACGGGAUGGGAGCGCAACAGAGUCGGGGGUGGAUCUUGAAAAUCUCUCAGAGCCUUUCGCAGUGAGUGAGCUGGAACUGAUCGAGCGUGCUCUUCAGAGUCUACAAAAGGUUCGGAGCCAUUGUAAGAGGGAGGCUGCAGACAGUGUCGAUGGAGAACCGGAUGAUGUGGGGGUUGACGAAAGGGGCCCACCGUCUCCAGAUUACUCUAGGGAGCUGAAUGGCGUCUCAAGACUGCUGAAGAAGGUUCAAGCCGUAAGGGCACAGAAGAGGGACGCACUUUCUACGAGACGAAGAGCAAGCAACCGGAGCCCGAGACCACAAUCCAUAUCGACUCAUGGAGACCAAGACAUGGACUCAGCUGAUAUGCUGCAAGUAGUACAUGCAGCCUCUAGAGCAGCCCUUUCAGCCGCUAAAUCUGCAGAAGCUAUGGUUCACGCGAUGGAUAGAAAUUCACAAGCUAUUGAAGAGCUUUGCAAAACCCUGACGACUUCUAGCACCGAAGGUGCAGCCAAGGUGAAUAAUGACGAAAAUAGUCAGCUUAUGAAGCUUCAGCAAAGCGAGCUUGAUAUUGAGCUUCGACAGGAGGAAAUUACUAAGAAUCUCAUUCGACAGAACCGAUUAACUCAUUGGGCUCUUGGGUUCAUGCUCGUUUCAACAUUCGCCUGGCGAUUUGGUGUGGUAAAGUUUGUGAAGAAGGUGAACAAUGCUGUGAACAACCCUUUCCAGGCUGUAACGGAUGUUUUCGAUAAUUUCAAGGGCGACAAGAAAAAGGGGAAGAAAUCUGCAAAGCAGAACAAAGGACUGAAGCUGCCUUCUAUACUCCAUUCGGAGAGCGAUGACGAUAAGGAGGGCAAUGAUGGCGAGUUACCCUUCAAGUUAGGAAAUAUAUUGCCUCAUAAAGAAACUGAUACUGAGAUCCAUGCCUCUGCUCAUGCACAUAGAUCUGAGCGCAAUUCAGACGGACCUUUCAAUAUAGGAAAGAUUCUGCCUGGAAGAGGAGACUCAACAGAUGAUGAUGAACAGUAAGUGUUCCGAUGUACUCUAGAAUAAAGUGUCAAUUUUGUACCAAGCAA